UCUCCCCCCUGCCCACAGGCAGACACGGAGAGAUCGAAGCAGAGUGGAGGCUCCAUACGCCGUCCGCCAACAGGAGCAAGCUCUCUAGAAUGGCGGUGCUGCUGCGCCCGGCGGCGAUCGCCGGCGGCCGGCAGGUGUGGCCGGUGGCGGAGGAGCAGGCCGACGCCGCGGCGGCGGCCUCCCAGCGGCUCGUGGAGGCGGUGGCGCGCGGCGACUCGAGGGAGGCGGGCGAGCUGCUCGCGUCCGGGCGCGCCGACGUGAACUACGCCGGGGUGGUGUGGCUCGACGCGCGGCGGGUGGCGGAGGCGGCGCUGCGGGAGGGCGCCGCCGCCGAGCUGCGCGCGUCGCGCGAGGAGAUCCGCGCCGACGUCUCCCCGCUCUUCCUCGCCGCCGGCAAUGGGGACGUCGCGCUCGUCCGCGCGCUGCUCGCAAAGGGGGCGGACGUGAACGGGAAGGUGUUCCGUGGGUACCCGGCGACGGCAGCGGCGCGGGAGGGGCGCGCGGAGGUGGCGGAGCUGCUGGUGCGGGCCGGUGCGUCGCAGCCGGCCUGCGAGGAGGCCAUCGUGGAGGCGGCGCUGCAGGGGCAGGCUGCCCUGGCGGCCAUCUUCAUGCGCUCCGACCUCGUCCGCCCGCGCGUCGCCGUGCACGCGCUCGUGUCUGCUGCUACUCGCGGCUUCGUCGACGUGGUCGACACGCUCGUCAAGUGUGGGGCUGAUCCAAACGCGACCUCCCGGGUGCUUCUGCGUUCUCUCAAGCCAUCACUGCACCUCAACGUCGACUGCACAGCGCUCUUUGCCGCGAUCGUGAGCCGGCAAGUCGCCGUGGUUCGUCAGCUACUUCAGGCUGGUGUGAAGAGGGACACCAAGGUGAGGCUUGGAGCGUGGUCCUGGGACGCGGCCACCGGGGAAGAGCUGCGCGUCGGCGCGGGUCUCGCGGAGCCCUACGAUGCGGCCUGGUGCGCCGUGGAGUACUACGAGUCCACCGGCUCCAUCCUCCGCAUGCUCCUGCAGAACGGGUACUCGUCGGGCGCCACGCACCUUGGCCGGACGCUGCUCCACCACGCCAUCCUCUGCGGCAGCGUCGGCGCCGUCGAGACGCUGCUGGCUUCUGGCGCGGAAUGCGAAGCUCCCGUGAGGACGUCCCGCAGCGGCAGGUUCAGGCCUGUUCACUUGGCCGCGCGCCUCGGCCAGCCGGAGAUCCUGCAGACGCUCACGGACAAGGGCUGCGACGUCAACGCCAGGGCUGAGGCUGGCGAUGUCGCCAUCAUCCUGGCUGCGCGCCACAAGCAAGAGGACUGCCUCAGGGUUCUCGUGUCAGCCGGAGCGGACGUCGCGCUGUUGAACUUGGCAGGCGAGUCCGCGGCUUCCGUCGCCUCUUCGGGCGGCUGGAAGGCGGGCUUCGAACGCGCCGUUCUUGGCGCGAUUCGGUCCGGAACCAUCCCUCUGUCCAGCGAUCGGCACGUGUUCUCGCCCAUGAUGUUCACGGCACGAUGCGGCGAUGCCGCCGCGCUGGAGGUGCUGCUCGCCCAGCCCGGCGUGGACGUGGACGAGCAGGACGCUGACGGGUGCUCGCCCAUAAUGGCCGCCGCCAAGGAGGGCAACGUUGACGCCUUCCGCGCCCUCGUCUUCGCCGGCGCCAACGUGAGGCUGUGCAACAAGCGUGGCGAGACGGCUAUCGGGCUCGCGCAGCAGAGCAAGAAGAGGGACCUCUUCGAGCAGGUCAUGCUGGAGUUCGCGCUGGAGAAGGGCAUGCCGGCAGGCGGGUUCUACGCCCUGCACUGCGCGUCCCGGCGCGGCGACAGCGCGGCCGUGCAUCACCUGGCGAGCACGGGCUACGACGUCAACAUGCCGGACGGCGACGGCUACACUCCGCUCAUGCUGGCCGCGAGAGAAGGCCAUGCAACCGUGUGCGAGCUCCUGAUCUCCCAUGGCGCCCGGUGCGACAUCCAGACCCCGCGGGGCGAGACUGCGCUCUCCCUCGCGCGGUCGGCUUUGGCCACCGCGGCGUUCAACAAGGCCGAGGACGUGAUCAUGGACGAGCUGGGCCGGCAGCUGGUGCUGGCGGGCGCGCGCGUCGUCAAGCACACCAAGGGCGGGCGCGGGAGGCCGCACGGCAAGUCGCUGCGGAUGGUCGCCGCCGCCGGCGUGCUCCGGUGGGGCGGGUCGAGCCGGCGCAACGUGAUGUGCGUGGAGGCCGAGGUCGGGGGCAGCUCGGCGUUCCAGCGGCACCGGCAGAGGAAGGGCCGCCGAGGGGACGACGCGUACGCGCCGGGGCUGUUCCGCGUGGUCACGGCGACGGGGAAGGAGGUGCACUUCGUGUGCCAGGGCGGGGAGGAGGCGGCGGAGCUGUGGGUGCGGGGCAUCAGGGCGCUCACUAGGGCGGUGUUCGGCAAGCGGGGGAACUAGGUAGCGGCAUGGCCUUCGCUCCGUGUAGGCUUUGGCUUUGGUAGCUUGCAGCAAGCGUGCCUGACGUGCCUGUAAAGAGUAGGGGACAUUAGAGCAGCGAGUUGAUGCGUGGAGUUUGGGGUGUGCUGGCCUUCUGCUCGAAGGCUUUGCCGGGUUGCCAUGAUGUUUUUGGUUCAGGGCCUGUAGUUUGUACAGCUUUGGUGUAUGUUUUUGGCCAAGUUGCUUUGGCUAUGCUUGUAGUUGGCUUUCACUCUCACUAUCUUCGAGAAGUUCGCCCUUUCAUCACGCCUAUGGCUCUA
Triticum dicoccoides is the source of this 2704-nucleotide messenger RNA. RefSeq names its product ankyrin-3-like. The coding region runs from base 90 to 2405 and encodes 771 amino acids. Gene Ontology annotation, molecular function: protein binding. The transcript has 4 exons. The record is from RefSeq and is a predicted model, not a curated record. Lineage: Eukaryota; Viridiplantae; Streptophyta; Magnoliopsida; Poales; Poaceae.